Molecule: messenger RNA, 847 nt
Organism: Myxozyma melibiosi
Lineage: Eukaryota; Fungi; Ascomycota; Lipomycetes; Lipomycetales; Lipomycetaceae
Product: NatA N-acetyltransferase complex subunit Ard1
Exons: 4
Coding region: 101-706 (201 amino acids)
Biological process (GO): N-terminal protein amino acid acetylation
Cellular component (GO): NatA complex
Molecular function (GO): protein N-terminal-serine acetyltransferase activity; protein-N-terminal-glutamate acetyltransferase activity
Source: RefSeq, a predicted model, not a curated record
UCCGUGAAUCAGCAACUCGGUCUCUUCCUCUUCCAUCUCGAGGUCGUCACCAGAUCGUUCACGAGUUCUUCAGUAGGCCAACAGUGAACCCGACAGCAAGAUGGAUAUCCGACAAGCCACUAUUGCCGAUAUCACCGGCAUGCAGAAUGCGAAUCUGAUGAACCUGCCCGAGAACUACGUUUUCCGCUACUACCUGUACCAUGCGACGACAUGGCCGCAGGCGUCGUUUGUGGCGACUGAUGCGUCGGGGACGAAGAUUGUUGGGUACGUGCUUGCGAAGCUGGAGGAAGAGGAGCAGAAGGACGGCGUUCCGCACGGGCAUGUUACCAGUCUGUCGGUCAUGCGGACGUAUCGACGGAUGGGCCUUGCUGGAAAAUUGAUGGAGCUCGCGCUGCGCAGCUUAUACGAAUGCUACGGGGCCAAAUUCGUCAGUCUCCAUGUACGAAAAUCGAACCGAGCGGCGCUCCAUCUGUACAGAGAUACUCUGAAGUUCGAUGUCAAGGAGAUUUCAAAGGCAUACUACGGUGACGGUGAAGAUGCAUAUGCGAUGCAAAAGGAUCUCGAGACAUUGGACGACCUAGACGCUCUAUUCGAAGCGACCAGCGACGACGACUUCCUAAUCGAAGCGGUCCAGAACUUGAACCUGACUGAAUCAGGGAAACUAGUGACCGAGACCGAAAGCGAGGCUAAGACCGAGACUGCCUAAGACGACCAGGCAAGCAUUUAGACAUGACGAGAGGGUCGCGUGUGUAAGAUUGGAAGGGGACGGAAUGAGUGGGUUUGGUUGAACAUCAAGCAAAAGUUUUAUUUAGUUAUUUGUGUUAAUAUAUUGGCAUUUUUUUUGUGU